UCGAGCCGCUGCCGGUUCCCGGUGUCACCGGGGGGGGUGAUGGGCACGGGGCGCUGCCGGUGGCGGCGGCGGCGGCGACAAUGACGGUGCCGCUGCUGAAGAUCGGGGCCGUGCUCAGCACCAUGGCCAUGGUCACCAACUGGAUGUCCCAGACCCUCCCGUCGCUCGUGGGACUCAACGGCACCGCCGUGUCCCGGGCCGGGACAUCCGAGAAAAUCACCCUUUUCCAGAGCCCAGACGAGGGCUGGCAGGUUUUCACCUCGGCGCAGGCUCCGGACGGGAAAUGUCUCUGCACUGCCGUGAUCCCCGUGCAGGGAUCCUGCUCCCGCGACCUCCGCAGCCUCCAGCUCCGGCAGCUCCUGGAAAAGGUGCAGAACAUCUCCCAGUCCAUGGAAGUCCUGGACCUCCGCACCUUCCGGGACCUGCAGUACGUGCGGAACACGGAGGCUCUGAUGAAGGGCCUGGACUCGCGGCUCCGCGUGGCCUCUGAGGGCCACAAAGCCCUCAACGCCCGCAGCUUCCAGGAUCUGAAGGAGAAGAUGCGGGAGCUGCUGCCACUGCUGCCGGUGCUGGAGCAGUAUAAGGCGGACUCGCGGCUCAUCGUGCACCUCAAGGAGGAGGUCAGGAAUCUCUCUGGGAUUCUCCUGGCCAUCCAGGAGGAGAUGGGAGCCUACGACUACGAGGAGCUGCAGCAGCGCGUGCUGCUGCUGGAGGCGCGGCUGCACGCCUGCCUGCAGAAACUGGGCUGUGGGAAACUGACAGGGGUCAGCAACCCCAUCACCAUCCGCGCCUCGGGAUCGCGCUUUGGAUCCUGGAUGACUGACACGAUGACGCCCAGCACCGACAGCCGGGUGUGGUACAUGGACGGCUACUACAAGGGCCGGCGCGUGCUGGAAUUCCGCAGCCUCAGCGACUUCGUCUCCGGCCAAAACUUUGUCCAGCACCUCCUGCCUCACCCUUGGGCCGGCACUGGCCACGUGGUCUUCAACGGCUCCUUGUACUACAACAAAUUCCAGAGCAACGUCGCCGUCCGCUACCACUUCCGCUCCCGCAGCGUCCUGGUGCAGCGCAGCCUCGCCGGCGCCGGCUACAACAACACUUUCCCCUACUCCUGGGGUGGCUUCUCCGACAUCGACUUCAUGGUGGAUGAGAACGGCCUCUGGGCCGUCUACACCACCAACCAGAACGCCGGGAAUAUCGUGGUGAGUCGCGUGGAUCCGCACACCCUGGAAGUGCUGAGGAGCUGGGAUACGGGGUACCCCAAACGUAGCGCGGGCGAGUCCUUCAUGAUCUGCGGGAUUCUUUACGUCACCAAUUCCCACCUGGCCGGCGCCAAGAUUUAUUUCGCUUACCACACGAACACUUCCAGCUACGAGUACACGGAUAUCCCCUUCCAUAAUCAGUAUUCUCACAUUUCCAUGCUGGACUACAACCCACGGGAGAGGGUGCUCUACACCUGGAAUAACGGCCACCAGGUCAUCUACAAUGUCACGCUCUUCCACGUCAUCAACACGGCCGGAGAGCUGUGAUGGACAUUCCCAAGGGGAGAGAGAGAAUUCCCAGCUUUUUGUUUUCUACGCUUCCACGCUUCCCCUUUACCGUCUGCUGAAUAAUUCCGGAGGGAUGCAAUGAUGAGGCGGAAAUUCCCAGUUCUCAGCGAGUCCCAAACUGCAUUUCCCUCUUUUUUCCC
Messenger RNA from Melozone crissalis (California towhee), 1690 nucleotides. RefSeq names its product olfactomedin 2 (gene OLFM2). Gene Ontology annotation, biological process: signal transduction. Bases 81 to 1529 code for a protein of 482 amino acids. The record is from RefSeq and is a predicted model, not a curated record. NCBI's taxonomy places the organism in Eukaryota, Metazoa, Chordata, Aves, Passeriformes, Passerellidae. The transcript has 6 exons.